ACCAGGGGAGAGGAGCUGGGCUGGGGAUGCUGCUGGCCCUGCAGGGCACAGGGGGGGCAGGCUGCUAGGCUGGGCUGCCUUGCUCCCCCUUCCACUCCCCCUCCCCAUAGCCGUGGCCAGGGCUCUAGGAAGUGGCCCGCGGGCGGAGUAGGGAGGUAGGUGCAGAAGUUGGCUGCAGGCUGAGCACAGGUGCCAGUCAGACGAUUGUGUAUUUGGCUGUCCUUCUGAGCGCACAUUAAUCCAACGUUCACGCAAAAACCUGAAUGUGUGCAUGCCACUCCAGGCCUAACUCCUCAGAGGUAAUGACAUAUUUUGGUACUUGUGGGGCUGCAGUUCCAUCCCAACAUGGAGGUGGUUCAGUCAGCCCCUUCAGAAUUCAGUCAUGCAGAAAAAUCGUUCAAGAAAGUACCCACCAUCCUUUUGGACAGCCUCGUGGAGGAGCCUGACAAGAGAAAUAGGGUCCCCGAUCACCUGCUAGAGUCGAAGAUUUAUGCAAAACUCCUGAGAAACAAUGUCAUACAGGCUAAGCCAGCCGUAUUGCAUUAUGGAGGGUAUGAAAUUGAAAAACAUCACCAGCAGAUCCUGAAUCUGAUAAAUAUUUCCGGUGAUGCAAUAAAUCUUCACAUUAUACCACCUCAGACAAAAUACUUUCAGAUCAAAUACAACAAAACACAUCGGCUUGUCCCUGGCUUGUCAUUUGCAGUUACAGUUGAUUUUUGUCCUGAUGAGUGGCGAUAUUACUAUGACUGUAUCCGGAUUCACUGUCAGGGAGAUGACACUUUGCUUGUUCCUAUCCACGGCUACCCUGCUAUGAAUGUUGUAGAAUUUCCAUCAUAUAUAAGCUUAUCAGAUGUUUCACUGGGGCAGAGCAAGAAGUAUGUCGUCCCUUUACAGUGCAGCUGUCCAAUUGAUUUUGAAUUCCAGAUUGAGUACAUUCAGCCUCAUAAAGCCUUUACCGUUCAGCCAACCUCAGGAAUAAUUCCCGGCAAUGGGAAAGUGGAUGUGGUUGUUAAAUAUGCACCAUUUGAAUAUGGAACAGCACAGAUGAAAAUGCAGUUGAGGAUUUCACAGUUUAACGCUCAACCCUAUGUAUGUGUAUUCACAGGAACAUCCACACCGAAAGGGGGUUUCAUAAAGGAAGAAUUCAAAACACAGAAAACUACCUCAGAGAAGAAAACAGUGUCACUAGGAAAACAGGUGGUACGGAGAAAAGACCAUUUAAAGCCUCCACAAUCCAGCCAAAUUCAGAAAGUAAAGGAGAUUGAAUACCAAAACCUAUGGUUCCCAGCAGAUUUAUCAAAUCCCUAUGCUGUGGCAUCUGUUUUGAUUCAAGAACCGGGCAAAUUAAAGAUUAAACACUUGAAAGAAGUCCUGUGCCAAGGUAAUGAAGGUGCAAAAACAAGACAAAUGAGGGAAGCUGUAUUCGAACUAAAAGUCAAACAAGAUACUAUGGAAGAAGAAGCAAAUCAGCUUAAGUGGCAAGUUCAUACAGGUAAAGAUCCAAUUUCAAUGAAAUUUAAGAAAGAGAUAAUCGAAGAACGACGGCAGGAAGAAGAGCAAUACAAGAUCAAAAGAGGAGAUCCUAUUACAGAGAGAGAGUUUCAAAGGGAUCAAGUGGAAGUUUCUUUCACACGUAUUAUCCGGUCUGUUGAACAGUGUCCAAGUGUCCAGCCCAAGUUUGACCUCCUCCUUAAUGACCCUUGGGAAAACAGACACCGGAUUUUAAGACGGUUUCAGCAAGCAGCUCGCAAGGUCCUGAUUCAGUGGCGGCUAAAUCGUGUAUUACUUUUGUUUCGUGAACUAACGGGAGAUGUCAAAAGGCAAAGCAAUGAAGAAAGCUCUGUAUCAGCAGAAAACAGCAGUUUGAAAACCAUCAGUCCAAGAGCUAUGAGUGAAGAACAGAAGAGUGUCACUUUCAACCUAUCUGUAGAUCGCAUAUUACCUUUCACAUUCCCGGCCUACUACCCGCCUCAGUGGUCUGAUGAACUGGCUCCCGAUGGUCUUGGUCCAGUUCCUGUCAAGCCUAUAGACAUGAAAGUCAAGCACGUUCACCCGUUCUAUGAUUUAAAGGUUCCUCAGCACUUCAGCAUUAUGAGGUACCAGCCAUUUUGCACACACCAUGCAUCGACAAGUUACAAACCUCAGAAACUUUCCCGACCACUAAAGCAGGGAGCUGAGGAUGAGCUGAUCUCAGUAGUAACUUCUCCAGAGCCACAGCUCAGUCCUCCCUCACCCCCAGGGGAUCUACACAAACACCCCGGAGAGAAAUCCCUGGAAAGGGUCACAGGACUUUUAAACCUGGCAGCUCCCAAAGCGUUACUCCAGCCUCCAGACAGUCACCCACUUCGCAUAUUUAAUCCUACUCCAGGACUGUACGUCUUUCUGCAGCCUUUGGACUAUUCAGAAACAAACAUUGAAUAUCAUCUUUGUCCUCAUCCAAAAUAUAAAUUCACCAAAGAAUAUCCCACAGGAUCCAGCAUCCCAAUUACACAAAAGAAAUUUCUGCAUCACAAGGAAGUCAUUCGAGGAGUAACAUACUGGAGACGAUUCCCAUCAGUGGUUUAUUCAGCCUUGUCUAAUGCUCCCUCUCUGACAAGCACAAUGAUGCCUCAUUGCAGUGAUCCCUACACUUUAGAUAUGCUUCCAAGAGAGGUACCACCUAUGCUGGAUGACUUACCCGAGAGAGACAAGGAAAAUAUAACUGGCUAUGAGAGUGAAUCGGAGUUAAAAGUGGUUCUUACCCCAGAUAUGCUGAAAGCCGAAUUUCCGCAGAUUGAAUCAGGAAAAGAUGGAAGUGAUACAGCACUAGAAGUUAAACGUGCUUCCAGCAACAUAGUGGAUACCUCUGCUCCUGUUUCUGGAGACCCAAGAGACCAUCUGGAUCGGUAUUUUCAAUCCCAGAAUAGCAAACUCAGAGAGAGGCUGGAGAAAAUGAAGCAGAAAGCACUCAACAAAACCCUCAUUCUGGAAUAACAGCUAGUUCACAAAUUCCUCAAGUCAGUCCCUGUUUCUUUUACACUAACAUGCUGUAUCUCAGCCCCACAAUAUUGCCGGUUCAGGACUUCAGUAUCUGUGCAGAACAGGUAUGAAAUUAUGAUCAGCAAGCAACAGAUUUCUGUAAAGGCACAAACCCCCUCUUGUACAAUCUUGACUACAGUCAUUACUGUAUAUAUUGUAUUUGAGCUGAAUGACCUCUCUGUGAGGGAUUCCUUCCCUAUAUGCUUGUUCAUUGUGCACUGGGGUUAAGUGCUGGAGAAUUAAACAAGCGCAUCAAUAGUUUGUAGUUUUAUAUACAACUUUCCGCACACACAUACCUAUUUAAUGGACUAUCUUUUCUCUGCCACUAAGUACUGUUUUAUAUGCAUUUUGUCUGAGAGUGUCUGCUGCUUUCAAAUAAAAUGUAAAAACCUCUAUGAA
Pelodiscus sinensis (Chinese soft-shelled turtle) is the source of this 3417-nucleotide messenger RNA. Lineage: Eukaryota; Metazoa; Chordata; Testudines; Trionychidae. The record is from RefSeq and is a predicted model, not a curated record.